Nyctereutes procyonoides (raccoon dog) is the source of this 2525-nucleotide messenger RNA. It is a transcript of the gene ZNF789, whose product is annotated as zinc finger protein 789. Gene Ontology annotation, molecular function: DNA-binding transcription repressor activity, RNA polymerase II-specific. The transcript has 4 exons. The record is from RefSeq and is a predicted model, not a curated record. Lineage: Eukaryota; Metazoa; Chordata; Mammalia; Carnivora; Canidae. The coding region runs from base 10 to 1923 and encodes 637 amino acids. Gene Ontology annotation, biological process: negative regulation of transcription by RNA polymerase II.
GAUGAGGAAAUGGACUUAACUCAGGUGGAAGAAGAACAGCUGAAUUCUGCCCAAAGGUACAUGGGCAUGGAUAUGAAAGUGGAGAAUUGUGAGAGCCUGGUAUUUUGGGAUUCCGAAUCUAUACCUGAAGCUAAAGAAUCCUUUUCAAAGCAGGGACUUUAUGAAGAAGAGUCACCUGAAAGAGAGCUGAUCAUGGAGAGACUUAAAAAGGAUGAGUCCUGGGACUCCAGAUUGAUGGAAGCCUGGCAAUGUGAAAGCACAUUAGAAAGACAGCAAGGAAAUCAGAAGAAAGAUUUAAGGCAAGUCAUAAUUAAACGCAAGAAAAACUCUGUGGAGAAUUGUAAUCAAACUGGGGAAAGCUCAAACCCAAUUAAACAUCACAAUGUUUACUCAGUGAAAAAGCCUUGGAAGUGCAAUGAAUGUGGGAAGUCCUUCAGUUACUACUCAGCCUUUAUCCUACAUCAGAGAAUUCAUACUGGAGAGAAACCUUAUGUUUGUAAAGAGUGUGGAAAAGCCUUCAGCCGGAGCUCAUCACUUAUUCAGCAUCAGAGAAUCCACACUGGAGAGAAACCCUAUGAGUGUAACGAGUGUGGGAAGGCCUUCAGUCAUCGAUCAGCCCUCAUUCAACAUCAUAUCAUUCAUACUGGAGAAAAGCCCUAUGAGUGCAAUGAAUGUGGGAAGGCCUUCAACCAAAGCACAUAUCUAAUUCAACAUCACAGAAUCCACACUGGAGAGAAACCCUAUAAAUGCAAGGAAUGUGGAAAAGCUUUCAAUGAUACCUCAUCCCUUAUUAAACAUCAGAGGGUUCAUACUGGAGAAAAACCUUAUGGAUGUACAGAAUGUGGGAAAGCCUUUAGUGACAGGUCAGGCCUCACUCAACAUCAGAGAAUUCAUACAGGGGAAAAGCCCUAUGAAUGCAGUGAAUGUGGGAAAGCUUUCAGCUACUGUUCAGCUCUUAUUCAACAUCAAGGAACCCAUACUGGGGAGAAACCUUACAAAUGUAACGAAUGUGGGAAAGCCUUCAGUGAUCGCUCAGCUCUUGUAAGACAUCAGAGAAUUCAUACUGGUGAGAAACCUUACAAAUGUAAAGAAUGCAAGAAGGCCUUCAGCCAGAGCUCAUCUCUUACAAAGCAUCUGAGAACUCAUACUGGAGAGAAACCAUAUAAAUGCAAUGAUUGUGACAGAGCUUUCAGCCAGAGUUCAUCUCUUAUUCAACACCAGAAAACCCAUACAGGAGAAAAACACUACAAAUGUAAGAAAUGUGAGAAAACCUUCAGGCAGGGAGCUAAUUUUGUUCGACAUCAAAGAGUUCACACAUCAGAGGAUCCCUUUGAAUGUGACAUAUGUGGGCAAGCCUUCAAACAGAAGUCUACUCUUAUUGUCCAUAAACAGUGUCACCCUCAAAAAAAGCCAUAUAAGUGUCAUGACUGUGGAAAAUUUUUCCGCCAGAUGGCAUAUCUUAUUGAACAUAAGAGGAUCCAUACCAAAGAAAAACCCUAUAAAUGUAGUGAGUGCAAAAAAACAUUUAGUCAGAAUUCAACCCUUAUUCGACAUCAGUUAAUCCACAGUGGACAAAAACCCCAUAAGUGUCUUGAAUGUGGAAAAGCUUUUGGUCGGCAUUCGACCCUUUUGAGCCAUCAACAGAUUCAUACUAAACAGAACACUCACAAAUGCAGUGAAUGUGGACAGUCCUUUAGCCGAAGUGUAGAUCUCAUUCAGCAUCAAAGAACCCAUACCAAGGAGGAAUUCUUUGAAUGUAGAGAAUGUGGAAAAACUUUUAGUUUUAAGGCAAAUCUUCAUCGUCAUGAGGUCAUUCAUACCGGAGAAAGACCCUAUAGAUGUGACAAAUGCGGAAAAUCUUUCAUCUGGCGCACAAGCUUUAUUAAGCAUCAGGGUACUCACAGACAACAGAUACCCAUGUGAUACUAACUGGAAAAAGACCAUUUUGGGGAUCCAUGGGUGGCUCGGUGGUUUAGUGCCUGCCUUCGGCCCAGGGUGUGACCCUGGAGUCCUGGGAUCAAGUCCCAUGUCAGGCUCCCUGCGUGGAGCCUGCUUCUCCCUCUGCCUGUGUCUCUGCUUCUCUCUCUCUCUCUCUCUCUCUCUCUCUCUGUCUCUCAUGAAGAAAUGAAUAAAAUCUUAAAAAAAAAAAAGACCAUUUAAGGACCAGACCUUACCACUCUUGUAAUUAUGUGUAACUUCAUUGUUUUAUGAAAAUUAUUAAACAGGAAUUGAAAUGGUUUUGCUGUGGAGACCUUCUUUUUGUGGCUAACCUGGCUGUAGACAAGAAUUAAUAGAAUGUAAUAAGCAGUUGUCUGGCCUCCCUUGACCUCCUCAUACUUUCAUGACCCCAAGCUAAGGUGGAAGGGAGGCAUAAAAACCUUGUGGUUCCCUAGGUUGGAGACAAUUUGAUGCAUUAUGAACGAUGUGGGAGUGCUUUUCUUACCUCUCAUAAAACUGGGGGAGAAAUGUUUUUAAGUAAAAGAAUGGUGUAAAAAAAUGCUUUUCUUGGUUUUAUAUAGAAAAAU